Pezoporus occidentalis (night parrot) is the source of this 2160-nucleotide messenger RNA. It is a transcript of the gene NDP, whose product is annotated as norrin cystine knot growth factor NDP. Bases 910 to 1356 code for a protein of 148 amino acids. Lineage: Eukaryota; Metazoa; Chordata; Aves; Psittaciformes; Psittacidae. Gene Ontology annotation, molecular function: cytokine activity; frizzled binding. Gene Ontology annotation, biological process: Wnt signaling pathway; positive regulation of DNA-templated transcription; Norrin signaling pathway. The record is from RefSeq and is a predicted model, not a curated record. The transcript has 7 exons.
UGGCUUGCCAAUAAUAAGAAGUCCCUGCAGAGGGGAGCUUGGCUGGUGGUGUUUUGCAAUUUCUCAGAUAACAAGAGCUUCACAUUUCUGUGGAAUUCCCAUUUGCCAGCGAGCUGCUGCUGCUGCUGCCCUGAUUGAUAUAUGACUGCAAUGGCACUUUUCCAUUUGACAUUCCCUCCCUCUCUCUCUCUCUCUCUCUUAAACAACAGCCCUAACUUUUGUGUGUUGCAAAUAUAAAAGGCAAGCCAUGUGACAGAGGGACAGAAGAACAAAAGCAUUUGGAAGUAACAGGACGUCUUUUUAGCUCUCCGAAGAUUUUGAGGGGAAGAAGGAGCAGUGCAUUUUCCAAAGAAGAGUUUACCUGGUUUGAGCCCAGUGAUAAAGUGUAGUGUAACUGCAAAUCACAGGAACGGACACUACCCUGAGAGAGCCUGAUGAAGACAAAAGCCCUGUUUCCCUGCUAGGAUUCAGGGAUACUUCCUGGAAUCAGCUUCAUCUUCCUUGGGACCAACUGUGUCCCCUUCCUGGCCUGGCUGCUCUCAGAUGCACUAGGAAAUGCUCAAGGUUGUUCUUGGACCUCGAAUGUUAAAUGUGCAGCCUCUCAGCUCCCCUGCCCUUCUCCACGUCCUGUAUCUCGGGAUGGGUCUGCUUACAGUCACAGAUAUUCAUCUCCUGAAAAACUAAAAGACUAGCAAAGCUUCACAGCGAGAAAUGAUGUACAAGAGUUUCUUUCAAAUACCAUCAGCGUGUUUGACAUUUCUGACUGCUCAGAGCUAUGCAGGAGAUUCUUUGACGGAUUACAAUUUCAGCAAACUCCAACUUGAGAAGAAGAAUGACAGCUAAGACACUUAAACCAGACUUUUCACCAUCCUGGAAAGGAACUGGCUUCCAGUAUUUGGAGUUUCUUUAAUGCUCUGCCUCCCUCUGCUGUUAUCAGCGAGAAGUUCCUCGACAAUGGGAAAUCACGUACUUGCGGCUUCGAUUUCCAUGCUUUCACUCCUGGCAAUGAUGGGAGAUGCAGACAGUAAAACAGACAGUUCCUUCAUGAUCGACCCCGACCCCAGCCGCUGUAUGAGGCAUCACUAUGUUGACUCCAUCAGCCACCCGCUCUACAAGUGUAGCUCGAAGAUGGUACUGCUGGCUCGCUGUGAAGGCCGCUGCAGCCAGAUGUCCCGCUCAGAACCGAUGGUUUCUUUCAGCACUGUUCUGAAGCAGCCUUUCCGCUCCACCUGCCACUGCUGCAGGCCGCAGACCUCCAAGCUGAAGGCCAUGCGGUUGCGAUGUUCAGGGGGCAUGCGGCUCACUGCCACCUAUCGCUACAUCCUCUCCUGCCACUGUGAGGAGUGCAACUCUUAGGGAUGUACCUACCACAGCAGAGAGGGGACUGGGAUGCUGCUGGUGGGGAAGGCUCCCAAGAAGUAAUCCAAGGUGAGGCCGGUAUUCCCAGCGUACAAUUGCAGCAAGGACAGCACUAACCAGGCUGGAUUGUAUCUGAGAGCUAAUAAUGUCAUGGGGUCCUGGAUGGUACCACUACUGAAGUGUGGGUUGUGACAAAGGUGAAAGCACGAGGACUUGUUUUUAAGAAGCAUUUCUUUUUUUCUGAAAGGAUUUUUUGUGAGUUUCUUCUUUUUCAGGCUCAGCUCUGACUACAGAGAGGUGCUCUUACUUUAGGCCACAGUCAGCAGAAGAAAAAGAGAGGAAGGUCAGCCGGAUGACAGCACAAUGCUCUGGAAGCUGGCAUUCGGAGAGAGGAUGAGCAUCAGUUCCCACCCACAAUCUCUUAACCUGUCAAUUUAUUCUCAGUCUCCUAGUUAUAUUUGCCUUCAAAACAAACUGUGUUGUUGGCAAGGGUUACCUGUUACUGAUCUAGCAGUCAAGUCCUGGAUAACUUUAAGUGCAGUUUAGCAGAAAUUACAAAUAAAUCAUUGAAAAGUGAACUGGAUAUGAAAUGUCAUGCUGGGAUUACCCAGCCCUAACCAGCUGAAAUUAUUUGUAGUGUGCAGCAUCAGAGUUCAGUGGCUGAGGGACCCUUGAGAAGUGAAAAAUCAUGAUACUCAUUAUGCCCCACUAAAAGCCUGAAAUGUGACAUGUCACAUAUGUCACAAAAGCUAUUAUUCAAAUGCUAAAAACUAAUCAAAGAUUAAAAUAACAUGUACUAAA